AUGGUCGUCUUAAUAAAAACCGAGGCGGAUGAAAUCUUUGGGUCCUCGAUUGAUGAGUCCACUGCAGUUUGCGGCAAUUCUGCCUGCUCGAGACCAGUUACGGAUUCAUCUGGUGGUAUGCAGUGUGAUAUUUGCUUCCGCUGGUAUCACAAAGGUUGCACCGGCCUCCGAGCGAACCAGUACGCUAUGCUAUCAUCCAGUGAAAACCUCCUGUUUAGCUGUGAUGAUUGCUGCACUCAAAAAGCGAAGUGCCCGGCUAUCAUCUGUGCCGAAUUUAAGGCACUGGCAUGCAGGUUCACAUUGGUUGAGAAGGCGUUAGUCGGGCUUGCCUCGCUCAACUCUAAAGUGGACUUGAUUAUGAAUCACCUGAGUAUUGCAAAGGAGGACUCUGUAGCGAACUGUCCCCCUGCUGACAGUCCAUCCCUUGAUGGGUCGUUCAUCUUACCGGACGCUCCAGUACACAUUGAGAUAGAUGACUCAUAUGCCUCGGAUGGCAUUGUUGACCCUCCGCAAACGGAGGGCGAGUCACGGGCUCCUGGGCCGGAAAAGAAGGGGCGAAAGAGGGCAAGAAAAGUGCGCAAACCCUCCGCACCCAAACCGAGAGGUGUGAAGACGCUCAAGGUGCAACCACCUGAGCGGGAAACACCACCUGGUGAUGCGAAUCCCUCAGUUUCACCUAAGAUUGUGCAGGCAGGGGGUAAAAAACCCCAGAUGUCUACAUCGAGUGCUACUCAAAUUGCGGUGCCUACUCCAAACACAUCUUGUCUUCCAGGGGUACAGGUCGUGGAGGCAGGCAUGGACGUUGAGCCACGGAAUUUUUCGCCUGCAGGAAGAAAGAGAAAUCGGAACAGAACUGCCCGUACUCUUCAGGCAGGUUCGAAAAGCGUCAAGAAUGACGGGACAAACAAGCUGGAGCCUAAGUCGUACGCUACAGUUGCUUCAACCUCGUCUGAUAACUUGCGCCCAGUCUCGUUUUCCGCGGCUAAGCCGGUUGCGGUUCAUGUAAAUUCCAAAACCCGUGGGGUAAAUACACCCCGUCGAGGUGAUGCUUUCAUGGAUAGCAGUGUGAUAUUCCGUAACGCAGUGGAAUCCACUGCUGCACUUCCUGCCGAACGUACAUUAGACGACCUACAGUGGUUUAAGAUGUGCGUAACCAAACUUCUUCCGCCUGGGUUUCCCGGUGUUACUGUCAGGAAACUGACUAGAUUGGGUAACGUCCCAGUUAACGCCCCAAACCCUCGACCGCGCUUACUUCGGGUAGUCCUAUCUACCCCGGAGGAACGCAACGCGCUGUUGCGGUUUGCCUUCAAAUUGAAGGGUACUAAUGUUAGUGUUCAGCCAGACCUCCCAUUAGCGGAUAGGCUGAAGCUAAAAGAGGCCAUUAAGGACCUCAAAACCAGGCGAGCGGCCGGUGAACAAGGUCUCCGGUUGGUGGGUUUUCGGGUGGUCAGCCGGCGGUCUGUUUCCGCCCUACCAGUGCCAGUACUGGUAGCGCACGACCCAGGGCUGGACAUUACGAGUACCUUCAAAUAG
Dicrocoelium dendriticum is the source of this 1533-nucleotide messenger RNA. The record is from the annotation of a GenBank genome assembly. Lineage: Eukaryota; Metazoa; Platyhelminthes; Trematoda; Plagiorchiida; Dicrocoeliidae.